Messenger RNA from Choloepus didactylus (southern two-toed sloth), 1692 nucleotides. RefSeq names its product caveolin 2 (gene CAV2). Gene Ontology annotation, molecular function: molecular adaptor activity; protein kinase binding. Gene Ontology annotation, cellular component: cytoplasmic vesicle; perinuclear region of cytoplasm; caveola. Bases 54 to 542 code for a protein of 162 amino acids. The transcript is spliced from 3 exons. Gene Ontology annotation, biological process: negative regulation of endothelial cell proliferation; positive regulation of MAPK cascade; insulin receptor signaling pathway. The record is from RefSeq and is a predicted model, not a curated record. NCBI's taxonomy places the organism in Eukaryota, Metazoa, Chordata, Mammalia, Pilosa, Megalonychidae.
GCGGGGCGGGGCGCAAAGGACAGGGGGAGCCGCGCCGCGCACCCAGCGCCGUGAUGGGGCUGGAGACCGAGAAGGCGGACGUCCAGCUCUUCGUGGACGACGACGUGUACAGCCGCCAUAGCGGCAUCGACUACGGCGACCCCGAGAAGGUCGCCGACUUGGGUAUGGACCGGGAUCCUCACCGGCUCAACUCGCAUCUCCAGCUAGGUUUCGAGGAUGUGAUCGCGGAGCCGGUCUCUACGCACUCCUUAGACAAGGUGUGGAUCUGCAGCCAUGCGCUGUUUGAAAUCAGCAGAUACCUGAUGUACAAGUUCCUGACGGUGUUCCUGGCGAUUCCCCUGGCCUUCGCUGCGGGAAUCCUGUUUGCCACCCUCAGCUGUCUGCACAUCUGGAUUCUAAUGCCUUUUGUAAAGACCUGCCUAAUGGUCCUGCCUUCAGUGCAGACAAUAUGGAAGAGUAUGACAGAUGUUGCCAUUGGCCCAUUGUGUACAAGCGCAGGACGCAUCUUCUCUUCCCUCAGCCUGCAGCUGAGCCACGACUGAACACUUCCACACCAGGUCUGGAGAUUUGGAAACUGUAAUACUUCUUUGUUAUUGUAACAUAGAAGCACUACUGUUCCGUUCAUUUCCCAAUUGUUCUAAUUAAGAAAACUAUUCAGAUGGGCAACCAUGUUUAGACAUUUUUAUUGGCAGAUCUUUUCAAAUAAUCUUUUAUAAUUAAUAGCCAAGGGUUUCAUAUCUAACUUUAUAACAAGUAGGUUGGCAACACUUAAUUUUAAAGGCAAUUUUUGCUUUAGUACAGAAGUAUAAAUUUUAUAAUGAUGAAUUUAUGAUCAAUGAACAUUUCUUUCAAAACCCUACAAUAGUUUUGUGUACAACUGUUAAAACAUGAUAUUUCUUAUUUUUUUACUUGGAGAGUAGUAUUUUUAAAUUAACUUUACAGAUAAAUUUUGAUGGAUAUUUAGAGAUAGAAUAUAUAAAUAUCCUGGAAAAAGCAGUAAUAGAAGCACACAGUGGGGAGAGUAGCUAUUGAAUAUAAUAAAACAAUAAAUGAAAAUAGAUUCAUGAAAACAUGUUCCUUUAAAUAAGAUAUUGUUAACCUACAGGCCUAUUUAACAAAAUGUUCAUUUUGCUGUAUAUUUUGUACUUAAUGUAAAUGUUGCUCUAAUCAGAUUGCUUUAAAGCACUUGUAAUUAUAUGUUUUCUUGUUGAACUAAUAUAUAGAAUGAGUAAAUGUAUCUCCCAUAAGAAAUGUCAUUGGUGAGAUUGCACUGUCUUGAUUAUGUAAACAUAUAUAUCUUAUUUUGAAAUAGAAUGUAAAAGACUGAUAUACAAUCCUUUCCUUUCUAACUUUUCCAAGCAAAAUCCCAAAAUGUUUUAUGACAGAUUUGUAUCUCGCCGUAAUCUUAAAAUAAUCCGUAUCUAAUUAAUACUUUGUCAAGGAGAUGCUUUCUCUCUUUUAGUUAAAAAUUAAACCUGUAUUCUGGUAUUCCUAUUAAUGUUUCACUUUAUUUUCAAGUAAUGUUGGUGCUAUUUAAUAAUAUUUUAUAAGAAAAACUACUUCUGGCACUUAAAGUACAAUUUACACUACCAUGAUUCAUGUAGAAAGGCUUAUAGGAGAGUUUGUUUCUUUUUGGAUGCAUGCUACUGAACUAUAUGUAUAAAUUAAAAACUAACAGCUAUAAAGUUUGAA